UGCAGCCCUCUCGCGCUGGGAGAGCACACCUCGGAGCGAGCACGGCCGAGAGAGUUAGGGCUUUAUUACCUCGUCGUCCUAAAACGAACACUCUCGUACCCAACGAUACUUGGAAAGUGCUUUUGUUUGAAUAAAUAGUUGAGCCAAGCUCCAGACAGUUUUUUAGUGGAUUUCUGUUGUGUUAUUUAAAUUGGCAGGAUGGGAAUGAGAGGGUGGAAUUGGUGGGUGCUGGUGUGCACCUCGCUGGCUGUCCUGCCCGCUCUCACGGAGGGAAAGACGGUGAAGUAUGAGACAUUUGAGGAGGACGCCCCGACGACUGUCAUCGGAAACUUGGCCAAGGACAUUUCAAUCAGCCCCUCCUCGGGCUCCAAGACAAAUUUCAGGAUGAUGAAGCAGUUCAACUCGUCUUUUAUCCGUUUGAGGGAGAGCGACGGCCAGCUGACUAUCGGAGAGAGAAUUGACAGAGAGAGAAUUUGCAAACACACCCUUCACUGCCUCAUCGCAUUUGAUGUGGUCAGCUUCUCCAAAGAGCAGUUCAAACUCAUCCACGUCGAGGUGGAGGUCAAGGACAUCAACGACAAUUCCCCCGAGUUCCCCCGGAAAGAGUCGAGUCUGGAGAUCUCCGAAAACACAGCUGUGGGCACGCGGAUCCCGUUAGACUUCGCUGUGGAUGAGGACGUGGGUUUGAAUUACAUCCAGAGCUACCAGAUAUCCGUUAACAGUCACUUCACCAUUGAUGUGCUCAGCAGAGCCGACGGGGUUAAAUAUGCGGAGCUUGUGCUCAUGAAGGAGCUGGACCGUGAGACACAGGCUUCCUAUGCGCUCGAGCUGGUUGCUAUGGAUGGUGGCAACCCGUCCCGCACUGGAACGACUCGCAUCAACGUCAAGGUGAAAGACUACAAUGACAACAGCCCGGUGUUCGACAGGAACAAUUUCUCAGUCGACCUCCCUGAGGACGCACCGGUAGGGUUUCUCUUACUGGACCUGAACGCAGAAGACCCGGAUGAGGGGCUGAAUGGGGAGGUGGUGUAUGGGUUCGGUAACCAGGUGCCAUCAGAGAUUCGACAACUUUUCAGAGUGGAUCGCAAAACGGGACGCCUCACCCUUGAGAGCCCCAUUGACUUUGAAAGCAAAAAAACGUAUGAAUUCGACGUCCAGGCGACUGACCUGGGUCCAAACCCGAGCCCGGCUAUCUGUAAGAUAGUGGUGCAGGUGCAGGACGUUAACGACAACGCGCCAGAGAUCUCCAUCACGCCUAUGACCUCCAUCACGGCGGGAAUCGCCUAUAUCACGGAGUCUGCGGCACGCGAGAGUUUUGUUGCUCUAGUCAGCACCUCGGACAGGGACUCUGGUGCUAACGGACAGGUGCACUGCACGCUCUACGGCCACGACCACUUCAGGUUGCAGCAGGCAUACGAGGACAGCUUCAUGAUCGUGAGCACAAGCCCGUUGGACCGGGAACAAAUCCCUGAGUAUAAUCUAACAGUGGUGGCAGAGGACUUGGGUUCCCCACCAUUCCGGACCAUCACCCAGUACACCAUCCGGUUAAUGGAUGAGAAUGACAAUGCCCCUGUGUUCAGUAAGCCGGUGUAUGAAGUGGCUGUGGUGGAGAAUAACGCACCGGGUGCUUACAUCACCACGGUGGUCGCCAGGGACAUGGACUUGGGCCACAACAGUAAGGUGAGCUACAAGCUCGCUGACGCCUAUGUCAUGGGCUCUCCAGUGUCCGCUUUUGUCUCACUGGACCCCGCGAGUGGCUCCCUUUAUGCACUCAGGAGCUUCAACUAUGAAGUCAUGAAACAGCUCGAGCUCCGCAUCACAGCCAGCGACGGUGGGUCCCCGCCUCUCACCGGAACCUCGACCGUUAACAUUAGGAUAGUGGACCAAAACGACAACGCACCUGUCAUCAACCAGCCCGUGCUCAAUAAUGGGUCCGCGGAGGUUCUGCUGCCCCGGGAUGCGCCCUCAGGCUACGUCAUCACCCGGGUGGAGGCGCAAGAUGCUGAUGAGGGCUUGAAUGCAGAGCUGUCCUACAGACUUGCCUUUGGAGAGGCAUCCGUGUUCUCCGUUAACAAAGCCACCGGAGAGGUCUACCUCAACCGCGUGCUCAGUCACGGCGUGGACGAGACCCUGCGCGUGACCGUCACGGUGAGUGACAACGGGAGACCUGCGCUCACCACCACCGCCACGCUUCACUUCCUCAUCAUUGCGGGCACCCCUCCGAGCGACAGGACCGUGUACCGGGCAGGCAGCAGGGAGGCAGGGGAGCACACACAGUGGGACCUGUCAGUGGUGAUUAUCAUCGUCCUCGCGGGGAGCUGCACGCUCCUGCUGUUAGCCAUCAUCCUCAUCGCCACCACCUGCAGCCGGCGGAAACGGGACAAGACUGGAGAUGACACCGACUCGUACGGGGAGAAGGAGACUCUGGAAAGAGGCAAAAACAACGGCGACAACCCUCUGCUGCCGCUCCACGGAGUCGUGGGAGGGUUUGAAGCCCACACCUUCUCGAACCAGCCUGGUUUUUCCGGGGAACACACUGGUAGCAGUGACCUGUGCUCUGCCUCAGAAGAUGGGAGCGAGGCCCCGUGCGUUUACGAACCGGACAGCAAACCCAAGGGCUACUCCACUCUGCCCGGCUACGGAAACGGCUACAAUAACGGUAAAGAAGUGGUCAGACCAAUCACCAUCUGGAAGGGCAACUCCUACACCACCAUCUCCGCAAGAGACCCCGCAUUCAGCGGGAAGGACAGCGGGAAAGGCGACAGUGACUUUAACGACAGUGAUAGUGACAUCAGUGGCACCGACCUGAAGAAGGAGGGAGCACCGGUACCCCCCAUGGGUGGCCAGAGUGGUCUAUGGGCGUGUACCAGUGAGUGUAAGAUUCUGGGUCAUUCUGACCGCUGCUGGAGCCCUUCCACUGUCCACGCUAACACCGGUCCCUCGCCCGUCCCCACCCCCACCGGCCAGACUCUCUCCUCCUUCAACAGUCUCUCCAAGACGGCCUCGCUGCCCCGAGACUCGCUCCGGCGGGACAAUUAUUACCAGGCGCACAUCCCCAAAACAACCGGCCUGCAGAGUGUGUAUGAGAAGGUUCUGCAUAGAGAAUAUGACUAUGUCCUGGUCACUCCUCCAAUACCCAUGAGAGUUCAGGAGAUUAGUGAAAUCACGAUCCCAGUCUACGGUCCGACCACCACACGGUGUCCCAGCAAUGAAGUCUAGAGAAUAACCUACAUAACAGCAUUCAAAAAUGUGUUUCAUUUAGUUUAUAAAACCAUGACAAUGAGAAUUACAUGUUGCUUACAAAUGUAGGAGAUUAUUUGUCAUGCAAAUUAGUUUGUAUAUCCUAAUGAAUAUUUGUGUAUUUUGAAUUUUUUGUGUUUCAAUGUAAAAGUCACAUUUGGACUCUAUCCAAUCACUGUUAAGACUUUGUUGGACAUAUACUGUGUAACUUAUGCAAGGAUUUGUACAUAAAGAGAGUUUAUUUUUUUAAUAAAAAAUCUUCAUUAAACACCGACGAUGUGUACAUAUGAAUUGUAAUUAUACUGAUUCUAAGGCAUGUCUACUAUUCAAAUGGCCCAGAAACCACGGUUUGAUGCCGGAGACCCAAUGUAUCAAGUUGAUAACUAUGUAUGAAUUUAUUUAAAUGCAAUGAUGUAAUAAUUGUUUCGAUUUUCUAUCACCAUAUUCGAAAGAAAAAUAAACGUUGAAAUACCGUUUUGAAACCUUAA
This is a messenger RNA of Oncorhynchus kisutch (coho salmon), 3728 nucleotides long. Its product is annotated as protocadherin-8. The transcript has 3 exons. The coding region runs from base 199 to 3219 and encodes 1006 amino acids. The record is from RefSeq and is a predicted model, not a curated record. Gene Ontology annotation, cellular component: plasma membrane. Gene Ontology annotation, biological process: homophilic cell-cell adhesion. Lineage: Eukaryota; Metazoa; Chordata; Actinopteri; Salmoniformes; Salmonidae. Gene Ontology annotation, molecular function: calcium ion binding.